Molecule: messenger RNA, 2092 nt
Organism: Corvus hawaiiensis (hawaiian crow)
Lineage: Eukaryota; Metazoa; Chordata; Aves; Passeriformes; Corvidae
Gene: NXPH4
Product: neurexophilin 4
Exons: 2
Coding region: 23-847 (274 amino acids)
Molecular function (GO): signaling receptor binding
Source: RefSeq, a predicted model, not a curated record
CCGCUGCUCCCGGAGCCCCGCGAUGCUCCGCCGCCGCCUGCCCUUGCUCGGGCCCGGGCUGCUGCUGCUGCAGACGGUGUGUGCUGGGGGUCACGUCGCCAAGACCUUGGGGUACCUAGAGAUGGGCACCUCCGGUCUCCUCAAGGACGUCCCCUACGGCACCCUGAAGCCCCCAGCACUCGACCCCGGGCGGCUGAUCCCGGCAGAGCCUCCCCGGGGUGCGGGGACACCUGCGGGCACCGGCCGGAGCCCCUGGGACUGGCAGAAGAACCAGACGGCUGGGGAGCUGCUGAGCCCCCGCGCCCACCGCAAGCCCACCCUCAAGUCGAGCCGCACCAAGAAGAUUUUUGGGUGGGGCGACUUCUACUUCAACAUCAAGACGCUCAAGUUCAGCCUCCUGGUGACGGGCAAGAUCGUCGACCACAUCAACGGCACCUUCAGCGUCUACUUCCGACACAACUCCUCCAGCCUGGGCAACGUCUCCGUCAGCAUCGUGCCCCCCUCCAAGGCGGUGGGUUUCGAGGUGCUGGUGCCCGGCCCCCCACCCCUGCCACGGCCACUGCCCCCUCCCCAGCAGAGCACCCUGCCCGAGGGGCGCCCGGCCAAGGCGCUCAACUGCCACGUGGAGUACGAGAAGACGAACCGGGCGCGGAAGAACAAGCCGUGCCUGUACGACCCGUCCAAGGUGUGCUUCACGGAGCACACGCAGAGCCACGCGGCCUGGCUCUGCGCCAAGCCCUUCAAGGUCAUCUGCAUCUUCAUCUCCUUCCUCAGCAUCGACUACAAGCUGGUCCAGAAGGUCUGUCCCGACUACAACUUCCAGCACGACAACCCCUACUUCGGCUGACGGCAGUGGAGCAGGGGAUGGGUGGGGGAUGGGGGGUUGCAGUGUCCCCGUCGUCACUCGGGCCCCCCCUGUCACCCCCAUGCCGGCCCCCUCUUCAUCACUGGAGCAUCUCUGUGCUGGGCUGUGGGACAGCCAGUGCUGAGGGUCCUGGACCCCUCCAAUGACAUCCCAUCCCUGGGAUUCAGUUGGCUCUGGGGGCUGCAGAUUCCCCUCCACCCCCCCCCCCCCCCCCCCCCAAUGCCAUCCCAUCCCUGCAGCAUCCUUGCACCACAGUGGGGUACAGCCAGUGCUGGGGGUCCCCAACACCCACUGAGACCCCAUCACUGAGUACCCUAUACUGGGUUAGAGCCAGUGCUGGGGGUCCCAGUUCCCCCCCAGUGACAUCCCAUCACUGGGGGUAGAGCCGGUGCUGGGGGUCCCGGACCCCACCCACUGAGACCCCACCACUGGGGUUCACCUGUACCUGGGGGUCCCCCCACCCACUGAGACCCCACCACUGGGGUUCACCUGUACCUGGGGGUCCCCCCACCCACUGAGACCCCACCACUGGGGUUCACCUGUACCUGGGGGUCCCCCACCCACUGAGACCCCCCCCCCCACCCACUGAAACUCCAUCACCACCCCACCCGGCUACAACUGGUGCUGGGGGUUGCGGCCCCCCCACCCACUGACACCCCUCCUACUGCAGCUGGGGGGGUGCAGGCAUGGAGCCCCCCCUUGCUGGGGGCUGGGCUGGGGUCCCUGGCAGUGUGGGGGUGUAUUGGGGGGCACAGCCCCAUGCGAUGUCACCUCCGGGGUGUCGCAGGCGGUACGGGGUGGGGGUGUCAAGGUGCUGGCGGGGGGGGGCUCAGUCCUCGCCCCAUACACUGGGGGGGCUCUGCAGCCUCCCAGCCGUGCACACCUAUGUGUGUGACACACCUGUCCAGCCCAGACCACGCGUGUGCAAGGGCCCCACCCAGGCAUUCUGGAGCCCCCCCCUCCACUGGCCACCCUCCGGUGCCACAUCCGUGCCCCCGGUGGCCCAUGGACAUCCCCCCCCCCCCCCAAACUCCAUGGGGACCCCCCCCCCAGGCGUGCAGCCCCUCCACCCCAAGCCGUGAAGCCGUGAAGAAGUGCCAGGUGGCGGUGAGGGAUGCGAUGGGGGGGUUCCCGGGGGUGCCCCCUCCUCUCGGGGAGGGGAUUGUUCACCUUUUUUUUUCUUUUUUUUUUUUUAAGAAAAUUAAAAUGGAAAAAAAGUGAAAAAUA